AUGAAGGUCUAUCCGCUCUCCAUCUUAAUAGCCGUAUUCGUGGUCUCUGUUAUCGGAUGGGACCCCUCUCAACGAGACUGUCCUGACAACACAUUAUUAUGUCUUACCUCGUUUAAAUGGUGUGGUCCAUAUAUGACAGGAUAUAUGUCAGGCUGCUACUAUCCAGACGGCGCAUACCCGGGAAGUUCUAAUCCGCAGGCACUUGACUAUGCACUUGUAAUCGAGAACAAGAACUAUACAAUCUCCUGGAAGCUGGAUAAAAGAAGAGCCAAUGUUCCCGUGCGCGUUCGAUGGUAUCUAAGCCAAAACGUAUCGUGGGAGUUGAACACAACAGAUUCCCACGUUGUCUUCAAUCCCUUCGAGAUCAUCAACUCCUUACCCUUAUCCUCGGCGUCCAGAUGGGAAGCCGAAGAACUCGUGAGGAAUAAUAUAAAUAAUGUUAUUACCAUCGACCAGCCAGAUAUUAACAAUAACCCGCAAGAAUCUGUCUCCUCAUUCGACACGUCAGAUCGGUUCAUCGUUGUGAUAAAUGUAAUCGAGCGUUUCCUCAAGGCGCAAAACGACAUCGGCCGCCGAGACGUAUACAACAAGUGGAAACUCGGCGUUGGCGUUGGCGUUGGGCUGGGAGUUCCUAUACUCAUGGUUAUAAGUGCUUGGAGUACAUGGGAAAUGGUGAGGAAGAGCAGAAGCGGAAACAGAGGGAUUUCAAAAUGA
Molecule: messenger RNA, 714 nt
Organism: Daldinia vernicosa
Lineage: Eukaryota; Fungi; Ascomycota; Sordariomycetes; Xylariales; Hypoxylaceae
Exons: 2
Coding region: 1-714 (237 amino acids)
Source: RefSeq, a predicted model, not a curated record